Messenger RNA from Emiliania huxleyi CCMP1516, 1868 nucleotides. RefSeq lists its product as hypothetical. Lineage: Eukaryota; Haptophyta; Isochrysidales; Noelaerhabdaceae. Bases 1 to 1533 code for a protein of 510 amino acids. The record is from RefSeq and is a predicted model, not a curated record. The transcript has 4 exons.
AUGUCGCCGCUGCUCCGGCUGCUGCUCUGUUCGUUGGCUCUGACAACCUAUGGCCAGGGCAUGAGCAUGUCGGCAGAGGAGGAGGAGAUGCUCGAGGAGAUGGGCAUCAAGGGCGCGCCGAUGGGCCGCAAGAACCUUGACCCGCAGGCGGCCCCAUUCAAGUCUGACCUCAAAUACAUCUAUUGCGGCGUGUGCCGUAAGAUGGUGGAGCAGGCUCACGUCAAGGCGCAGGAGAUCCUGACGAAGCGCUUCGAGCAGCUCAAGAAGAAGAAGCGCAAGCGUGAUACGACCGAGUUUGACGGCGAGGGAGCGCCCGAGGGCGAGUGGGUCGGGAAGAUUGACCUCACGCAGGAGGGAGACAAGCUGGUGCUCGCGUCUCAGCCUGAGGCGGGCAAGUGCAAGCGCGAGUGCCGGACGGUGGAGGCGGCGUGCAACGAGGUGCUCGACCGCGCAGACACCGAGUUCACCGAGAUUCUCUACAAGGCGAUCCAGGACGGCAACGACCUCGAGCAGGCUAGCCGAGCCAGUGAGAGGGAGGGCUCUGUGGUGCAGCGCUACAUCUGCAACCGCGCGGCGGGCGUGUGCAAGAAGAAGACGCCGCCGCUCAAAGGGACGCGCAAGCACGACGAGAGGUUCCACGCGCUGACGGCGGAGGAGAAGCAGAUGCAGGACAUGCAGGCGAACCUCAAGGAGACGGGGAUGAGCGGGACCAUGUACAGGAGGGAGGACCUCGCCGGCAUGAUGGACAAGAUGAAGGACUUUAUGCCCGAAGGGAUGGGCGGGGAGGAGGGCGGGGAGGGCAGCGUCAACCCCGCCGUCGACGAGGAGGGGGACGUGUACGACCAGGAGUCAGGCCUGCCCAUCGCUCGGUCGGCCAGGCGCGCGGCGACGAAGCUGACGAGGCUGCGCACGACCGACGCGCCGCCGAGGUCGUGGCCGCCCGGGUGGGUCACGUACUUGACGUCGGCUCCGUUCGCGGUCAGCAGAUCGCGCACCCAGCCGGAGCACGCGAAGGGGAGCGUGCCGUCCGCCAUGCCGUGCGUGACGAGGACGGGAAGCGCCUCGCCCGCCUGCUUGAGGGCCUGCAGCCGCGCGGACCACUGCUCCACCACGAUCGGAGCGCCGGAGAGGAAGACGACGCCGGCGGGCGGCUCGGUCGGCGGCAUGUGCAGCGCGGUGUCCAUCGCCGUCAUCGCGCCCUGCGAGAAGCCCGCCAGGAGCAGCCUGCGCGAGGGCAGCGCCGAGCCGCCCCCGGCAAAGGCGCGCACCUCCGCGCACAGCUUCUGCAGCUUCUCGCGGCACUGGCUGAGCCCCACCGGCUCCUCCCGGAUCAUCUUUGCCAUCGAGUCGGGCGAGGCGGUGCUGAUGGCGAGGAACGCGGCCACAUUGAUCUGCCACCACGCUGCGCCGAGCAGCGGCGACGGGGGCGCCUGCGGCAGCACGUACACGAGCCUCCGCCCUGCGAGAGCCUGCUCGCCGCCGAGCAUCCUGGGCAGGUCGGCAAAGUCCUCCUUGGUCGCUCCCAGCCCGUGAAGCACGAUUACAGCCAGCUCGGCAGCCUCGGAGCCGUCGAGAACCGAGGGCGGGCCGAUCACGAGCGCGUCGUAUCCGCCGAAAGUCUUGCUGGCGCGCGCCAUCCCGCCCGCGGCGCUGCUACCGCCGCCGCCGCCGCCACCGCCGCCACCGCCCUUUGGAGCCGACGCCUCGAGCCGCUCCUGCGCCUCGGCAGCGCGAGAGCGCAAGUCAGCCUUGUCAAUACAAUCCUCGAAAGAGAGACCGGAGGAGCGGAUCAGCUCCUUUAGUUCCUUGAUGGAGAGCGUCGUCAGGUCCGUGGAAUCGGACAUCGCCGCGACGGCAGUGCUCGUACA